AUGGGUUUAUUCAUUGGACUCCUAGCAUGUGUUGUGUCCUCCGUAUUUUUUGGUUCAAUGUUUGUAGCUCUGAAACGAUGCAACGCAGGAGACGGGAUUUUCGCGCAAUGGGUCACCUCUAUGGCGAUUUUAUGCGUGGGUUACGUAGUCUUUUGGUAUCAGAAUUUUCCUGGCUUCUAUCCACUUGCCAUGCUGGGAGGACUGUUUUGGACAAACACUUCUGUGUUUGAAGUAGACAGUUUUGCUGACGAGAGUAUUAUUCAUCUGAUGAUAUCAAAUCAAAUUGAAUUUGUGACGUUCGGAAUUCCCCUCCGUGUUCUUGCUCCGAUCCCACCUAACGUAGCUAACUCUACUGCUGUUCCUCUUAUCAACCGGAUUGGUCUAUCGACAGGAAUUCUUAUAUGGGGAAGUGCGAAAUGUCUAACGGGUUGGGUGACAGGAAGGUUUGGUGUGUUCGGUAUGAAACCAAAUCCGCCAGCUAGUGAUUUGCUGAACUAUACGGGACUAACGUUGGUGAUUUUAGGGGGUUUCAUGUUUUCUUUGGUAAACGCAAAACCAAACCGUACACUCGCACUGAGGCUUAUUCAGAAUGAAGAGGAACACAUUUCUACAGAAGAUACCGAGAACGAGAGUUACGUAAGCAAUUCAUCUUCGUGCGAAACUUCAACAGCAGAAGAAUUCUCAGUUAGAAUAGGGGGACGCGAAAGAGCAAUGUAUUCCUCAAAGAUAUCCAUGGGAGGUGAUGCGUCCAUCUUCAAAGUCCUUUUUGUACAGAUGUCUGAUCACAGCUACAGAUAUCCCAACUAUCCGAAAGAUGGACUCGCUUAUGUGCUGUCACAUUUUUUCGGCAUAUUUGUUUCUGCAACGAUAAUUUUCAUAGUCUACGGAAUUGCUAGGAAAAAUCAACCUUAUGCAUCUCCAGAGCUUGUGCUGCCGGGUUUCCUAGCUGGUUUAUUGUGGGGAGUUGGGCAAUCCGCCUUCUUUGUUGCAAAUCAGCAUCUUUCACAGGCGAUUUCAUUUCCUAUAAUAACGGGACUUCCCGGAUGUGUUGCAUCUGCAUGGGGAAUUUUUUACUUUCGGGAAAUCACAGCAUCACCCCACGAAUCUGGAGUGAUAUGGAUUUCUGCCGGCUAA
Necator americanus (New World hookworm) is the source of this 1134-nucleotide messenger RNA. RefSeq lists its product as uncharacterized. The record is from RefSeq and is a predicted model, not a curated record. Gene Ontology annotation, molecular function: carbohydrate transmembrane transporter activity. The transcript is spliced from 10 exons. Gene Ontology annotation, cellular component: membrane. Bases 1 to 1134 code for a protein of 377 amino acids. Lineage: Eukaryota; Metazoa; Nematoda; Chromadorea; Rhabditida; Ancylostomatidae. Gene Ontology annotation, biological process: carbohydrate transmembrane transport.